CACACUCUGCUCUGAGAGGUGAAAGCAGAAGACGGAGGCAGACCAGGGCUGCGCUGACCUCCUCGGCUGUCCCCCACCACCCGGAGGAUGGAGACCCUCAACACAUCAGCCCCCCUCAAUUUCACCCUGCCGCCCAACUUUGGCAAGCGCCCCACGGACCUGGCGCUGAGCGUCAUCCUGGUGUUCAUGUUGUUCAUUGUCAUGAUCUCCCUGGGCUGCACCAUGGAGGUCAGCAAGAUCAAGGCGCACUUCUGGAAGCCCAAGGGGCUGGCCAUCGCCCUGGUGGCGCAGUAUGGGAUCAUGCCCCUCACCGCCUUCUCACUGGGCAAGCUCUUCCGGCUGAACAACAUCGAGCUGUUGGCCAUCCUGAUCUGCGGCUGCUCCCCAGGAGGGAACCUGUCCAACAUCUUCAGCCUGGCCGCCAAGGGGGACAUGAACCUCAGCAUUGUGAUGACCACCUGCUCCACCUUCUUUGCCCUGGGCAUGAUGCCCCUCCUCCUGUACAUCUACUCCAUGGGGAUCUAUGACGGGGACCUAAAGGACAAGGUGCCCUAUGGAGGCAUUGUGAUCUCCCUGGUCCUGGUCCUCAUCCCUUGCAGCAUAGGAAUCUUCAUCAAUGCCAAGCGGCCACAAUACGUGCGCUAUAUUGUCAAGGGAGGGAUGAUCAUCAUGCUUUUGCUUACUGUGGUCAUCUCGGUCCUUUCGGCCAUCAACGUGGGCAAGAGCAUCAUGUUUAUCAUGACACCACACUUGCUGGCCACCUCCUCCCUGAUGCCUUUUAUCGGCUUCCUGAUGGGCUACGUUCUCUCUGCGCUGUUCCGCCUCAACGGACAGUGCAGGCGUACGGUGAGCAUGGAGACCGGCUGCCAGAAUGUCCAGCUCUGCUCCACCAUCCUCAACGUGACCUUUCCUCCGGAGGUUAUCGGACCGCUCUUCUUCUUUCCUCUCCUCUACAUGAUCUUCCAGCUUGGGGAAGGCCUUCUCUUCAUUGCCUGUUUUCGGUGCUACCAGAAAUGCCAGGCUCCCAAGGAUAAAACAAAAAUGAUCUACACAGCUGCCACAAGCGAAGAAACAGCUCCAGCAGCUCUGGGGAAUGGCACAAUGCCAAAACCCAUCUGAUGUCAGCAACAUCCUUUGUUCCACG
Molecule: messenger RNA, 1144 nt
Organism: Echinops telfairi (small Madagascar hedgehog)
Lineage: Eukaryota; Metazoa; Chordata; Mammalia; Afrosoricida; Tenrecidae
Gene: SLC10A1
Product: solute carrier family 10 member 1
Exons: 6
Coding region: 88-1119 (343 amino acids)
Biological process (GO): bile acid and bile salt transport
Cellular component (GO): membrane
Molecular function (GO): bile acid:sodium symporter activity
Source: RefSeq, a predicted model, not a curated record